AGAGGUGUGCAUGCAGAACCCCAGACAAAUAAAGUUGCUGUACUGAAUUUGUCUUUAUUUUUGAUCAGUCGCUCAGCAGGACUGUAAGGAUGGCAGACGAAGAAGUCAGCUAUGCCUCAGUCACAUUCUAUACCAAGAAACUAUCCCGAUUACAAGUUAAAAAAGAGGAGGAAACCAUUUAUGAUGACGUGAAAGUGAAACAUAAAGCAACGGAACAAACUCCUGACACAAAGGAAUUCUCGAUUGAUGAGAGAUCAGGCAGUAGACGUCAUCACUAUCAGCAGUUGGCCUGUUGUUUGGGCACAUUUUGUGUCAUUUUGGUGUUGGGCAUCAUAGCAGUCACAGUAUACCAAAAACAGCUGUUGAACUUGACUGCAGAAAACCAGAACCUUAGAGACAAAAAUGAGGAGCUGGAGACAGAGAAGAAAAAUCUAACAGACCAAAUACAAGACAUGACGACGUCAUGGAAUGAGUUCAAUGUUAGUCGAGCUCAGUGGAGCAUUGAUGCCUACUGUCCCAAGGACAAGAACAAUAAAAAAGACAGAGAGUGUAAAGCUUGUCAGGAGGGAUGGGAUCAUGUUGAGCCCAGCUGCUAUGCAACUAAUAAUGCUGACCAGAGUAAAUGGAAAACCUGGGAAGAAGCUCGAGAAAACUGCAGAGGAAAGUUUUCCGAUUUGGUUGUUGUGAUUAAUGAAGGAGAAAAGAAAACUGUCAGUGAAAAGAGUUGGAAUAGUUAUGAAAACAAAGGAUACUGGAUUGGUCUGAGAGUUGAAGAUGGGAAAUGGAAGUGGCUGGAUGGAAGAGAUGUGGCUAAUAGCUCCUGGAUCGACCAGCCUCCUGAUGGUCACUGCAAUCUCUGUCCAAAACCAAGGAUUUAAAUCAGUGAGCUGUAAUGAGAAGAACCGAUGGAUCUGCAAAAAGAAAGCUGUAAUUGUUUGAAUACUGCAGUAAAAAUAUCAUGACUAGUGGCUAUUCUAAAUACAUAAAAUCAAUGAUAUUACUAUUAAUGAAAUCUUUAAAUAGAAUAAAAAAAAAU
This is a messenger RNA of Oreochromis aureus, 1036 nucleotides long. RefSeq names its product C-type lectin domain family 10 member A-like. Bases 90 to 878 code for a protein of 262 amino acids. The transcript has 8 exons. The record is from RefSeq and is a predicted model, not a curated record. NCBI's taxonomy places the organism in Eukaryota, Metazoa, Chordata, Actinopteri, Cichliformes, Cichlidae.